Messenger RNA from Dipodomys ordii (Ord's kangaroo rat), 3018 nucleotides. RefSeq names its product nuclear envelope integral membrane protein 1 (gene Nemp1). The coding region runs from base 25 to 1368 and encodes 447 amino acids. Gene Ontology annotation, cellular component: nuclear envelope. The transcript has 9 exons. The record is from RefSeq and is a predicted model, not a curated record. NCBI's taxonomy places the organism in Eukaryota, Metazoa, Chordata, Mammalia, Rodentia, Heteromyidae.
AGGAAGCGGCGGCGUGAGGAAACCAUGGCGGGAGGAAUGAAAGUGGCGGUCUUGCCGGCAGUUGGUCCUAGGCCCUUUUGGGACUGGGGGGCCGGGGGCGGUGGGGCUAUGCGGCUGUUCUUGGUCCUCUUCGUCUUCUUGGUCUGCGGCUCAGCUGGAUUUGAUGUAAAUGUGGUCAUGCUUCAGGAAUCCCAACUUUAUGAUAUGACUACCAGCCAACAAUUCUGUUAUAAAAAUGUGCUUACCCCAAAGUGGCAUGAUAUAUGGACCCGGAUACAGAUCCGGGUAAAUAGUUCUAAAUUGGUCCGAGUCACGCAGGUGGACAAUGAGGAGAAACUGAAGGAGCUGGAGCAGUUUAGUAUCUGGAACUUCUUUUCUUCCUUUUUAAAAGAGAAAUUGAAUGACACCUAUGUUAACGUGGGUCUAUACAGCACAAAAACCUGCCUUAAAGUUGAGAUUAUAGAGAAGGACACCAAGUACAGUGUUAUUGUGACCCGGAGAUUUGACCCAAAACUCUUCCUCAUAUUCCUCCUUGGACUUCUGCUAUUUUUUUGUGGAGACUUGCUGAGCAGGAGUCAAAUUUUCUACUAUUCCACUGGAAUGAGUGUGGGAAUUGUGGCUUCUCUACUAAUCAUCAUUUUUAUACUAUCCAAAUUUGUACCCAAAAAAAGUCCCAUUUACAUCAUCUUGGUGGGAGGCUGGUCCUUUUCUCUGUACCUCAUUCAGCUAGUUUUUAAGAAUUUGCAAGAAAUCUGGAGGUGUUACUGGCAGUAUCUUUUAAGCUACAUCCUCACGGUUGGAUUCAUGAGUUUCGCAGUGUGUUACAAGUAUGGGCCCUUGGAGAACGAAAGAAGUAUCAAUCUUCUGACCUGGACCUUGCAGCUGAUGGGCCUCAGUUUCAUGUAUUCUGGCAUCCAGAUACCUCACAUUGCCCUUGCUCUUAUCGUCAUUUCACUGUGUACUAAGAACCUGGAGUACCCUAUUCAGUGGCUGUACAUCACCUACAGAAAGGUGUGUAAGGCAACAGAAAAGCCUGUUCCCCCUCGUCUCCUGACAGAAGAAGAGUAUCGGCUACAAGGGGAAGUGGAGACCCGAAGGGCUUUAGAGGAGCUCCGAAAAUUUUGUAAUAGUCCAGACUGCUCUCCAUGGAAGACUAUCUCUCGAAUCCAGUCCCCCAAAAGAUUUGCUGACUUCAUAGAAGGCUCUUUCCAUCUAACACCAAAUGAAGUUUCUGUCCACGAGCAGGAGUAUGGAUUAGGGAGCAUUAUUGCCCAGGAUGAUGAACUGUCCUCUGAGGAAGAGGAGAAGGAGGAGGAGGACUCAGGCUCUCCAUGCACUGCUGUCACACAGAACAACUUCCAAUCUUAGGUGGUGCUCAGUUAUUUUCAUAUAGACUGGCUUGGUGCCCCAGUGGUCCAUGUUACAAGUGCCAUGCAAUUCUUCCAUGCCUUUCUAGCAGACUGAAGAUGGUGCAGAAAUUCUCCUAUUGAAAUGAGAGGCCUGAGUAGUUCUCCCUCUGGGAGUGGUCUUUGUGGUCUCCAUGGGAUCCUUGAAGGAGAGUGGAUAAAGUAGUGAGUGCUUUGGCAGUUUGCUUCCUACUGAUUAAGGCUAUCAGCCCACUUUUCUGUUCCUAAAGAAAUUGGAUGGCCACAGCCAGCAUGACAUUCUAGUCUUUGAAAGUUGAUUCAAUCACGGCAUUUCUUUCACUGUGCCUGGCCCUCUGGAGUGAGAAUUGUAGUGCAAUAAUGCUUUCAGACCAUCAGCUGCAUCUGUCAGACAUUCUCUCAUCUGAGCUCCCGUCACUUCCACUGAAACAAGUGACUGUAGAAUGCUCCCCGAUUUAAUUAUUUUGACAGGAAAUGGAUUUUUGUCUGCCUUGUUUUUUAAAUAUAUGAAAUAUAUUUAAAUAUAUUUUUGAAGUGUAACAAACUCAUGUUCCAAAACCAGCAAGUGGUCCUGAGUGAUAAACCCUGUUGGCCACUAGGUAUUUAUUAAUAUGGAUCCAUUAAAGCCCCAGGAGCUGUUGUGUUGAACUUUUAAUUCAUUUUCACGUAUGAUUUUCUGAGUCCUGCUUGAUUUUAGAAACAUGCUUCCAGCCUCAUACUUGUAGGUCAACUCUUGGACUUUUUAUUAUAUUCAACAUUUAAUUUUAAGAAACAUAUUUUCCUCUUCCCAUUCCUUGCCACUGUUUUCUCCUUCAGGAAGGGUCUAUUCCCUCACCUGUGGAAUGUUCACAUAAUCCACAGCAUCUCUCUUUCUGUGUCCUGUCUCUCUCUCUCUCUCUCUCUCUUUCUUGCUUUCAUUCUCCAGAACAGGGCAGCUGUUCUGUGUAGCCCAAGAUAGCUUCAAAUCAAGAUCCUCUUGGUUCACCCUCCCUAGUACUGUGAUUACAGCCACGGGCCAUUGUGAUAGUUCUUUGUCUCAUUUCUUACCUUCCUUCUCAUUAGUUUUUAGUAUUAUUCCUGGUCACUAGGAGAAAUGAUCUUGUAUACCCUAAUUUUUUUUCUGUUACCAGGUCACAUCUUUGAGUUGCUAUGGAUUCAAGAAACUAUUUCCUUUCCCUUUGUAUUCUCAUUCCAGUCAUUCCUUUUUACCUUCCCUUACCACUUAUGUUUUCCCAUGUCUAGCUUAUUUUUAAGCCCUGAAACUGCCUAUGAAGUUUCUCUUUUCUCCUCUUAUCUGAAAUGGUCUCAUGUGGUUCAGGCUGGUCUUGAAUUUAAGAUCCCCUCUGUCUCAGUUUCCCUAGUGCUGUGAUUACAGGCAUAUACUACCACACCUGGCUUGAAGUUUCUUUGUUAUGCUUUUUUCUUUUUUGGUACUGGGGAUUGAAUGAAGUUUCUUGAUAUACAUUUUGUGCUAGAUAGUUUUCACCAUUUGCAUUGCUGACAAAAUAGCCCUCUGGGUUAUCUUCAUGCGUCUGAAUGCUCAUUCAACCAUCAGAAUCAAACACAUUUUUCCCUUAAUUUACUAUACUUACUUGCAGUUCUACUUCUGACCAGAGAUUCAUGCUUCCUUUUA